Vitrella brassicaformis is the source of this 2488-nucleotide messenger RNA. NCBI's taxonomy places the organism in Eukaryota, Vitrellaceae. The record is from the annotation of a GenBank genome assembly.
GUCACUGUGUCUCGCCCCCACUGUCAGUCAAUCAAGGCAACUCACAAUCACACCACACUUGACCAGGAAAGAAACAGAAGAAGCUGCUGGCCGACCGUGCACGCACCAGCAGCCCCUUUCUCCGUGUGUGUCUUCUCUCUCUCAUCCCGUGUGUGUGGUGUCUCUCAAAUUCAACGAUCGAUCAGUCGCUGUUCUCGAGCAUGGUGCCAUACGUCUGCUGUGCGCCCUGUCUCCCGCUCUCUUCGUCACUCGACUCAUCCGCCAGCUGCACAAACUGCUCGUGCCGGUCGUUCUUCUCCGGCCACUUGACGUGGCACGGCACCUGCAAUCAAUCAAUCAAUCAGUGGCAUGCAAAUACGCCCUCAAUCCUCCGGUGUGUCUGUGGGUCUCGGACAGACCGGAGAGAGUAGAUGUGGUCGGGGGCGGAGACGAGAUCAGCGUUCCGCAGCGCUCUCACAUUGACGUGUUUGAUGCGCUCGAGCUUGAGCAUCAGGUAUCGCGUGAUGAUGAACUGGAUCACCACUAUCACGAUGAGGAACAGCAUGUCGUACCUGACCAGCUGCCGGAGCCACAUCGGCCCCUCGAGCAGCUUUUCGUCUUGGCUGCUGGUUAUGUAUACGGUGUGCUCUUCGCGGUGGUCCCAGAAGGUGAUCUUGGGGACACCGGACAAUAGCUCUUCCUGAAGCUCCUGGAGAGACCGAAGGAUUGGUGACUCUGUCGGUCCUGUGCUUAAGUGACACUGUCGGUCCUGCGGGCUGCUGCUUUCUGAGGAGGGUGCGGAGGGCUUGCUUGACAUGGUGGUUGUGGAUGAGCGGGAUGAACGUGGCCACAAAGUCGAACAACCUGAAUGAAAGAAGCCAAAGCCAAUAGCGGGAAAAAUCCGAUCCACGUGUCCUUCCUCUGCGUAAGUAGGACAGACCAGUGGGAGAGGGCAGGGAAGAGCACCGCGGCCCAGACGCCAAACCAACCCUGCCAGACAGACAGCGUUGGGAGACAUCCGUCUGCUGCGUGUGUAGCCUUUUCUUUGUACGUACGAGGAAGUUGAAGAACUUGUAGUGUGCCAGAAUGCUUCCCUGGAGAGAUCCGUCAAGACAAUGCCUGCAUUUGAUUCGAUCGAGAUUGCCAUUACGUGUGUGGAUUGCAAUCGAUGUUUCUGUUGGCCGUGCCCUUGCCCUACUGACCUACCCUGGCACACUGACUAUCAGUCGCUGCCAUGCGGUCCAAAUUCCGUUGCUGACCCAUCUAGGGCCAAGCCUCAACCCCGGCGUCGUAGGAGAUGCAACCGUGCCAAUAACAUAGUUCCAAUUUUCAAGGACGGCGAACCUGGCAGAGACAGCGGGCCCGAAUCAAUCUCUUGUCAACAACAUUCUCGUUGAUGCCUCCCUCUCCUACGUGUUGGCCGAUGUGAUGCCGUACACUAUCAGGGCUCGGGGGUCACAUACAUGGUCCUUCCACAACACGCGUCUGAAAUGCGCACAGACAGACAGACAGACAGAGACAUGGGCAGACAUGGGCAGACAGAGACAGACAAGACGCAUUCACCGACCUGACUGCAAGAAACUUGAUGCUCUCCUCAACGAUGCCUAUGAUGAGGGGGCUGAGGAUACACCAGAGGACGUUGCCCACGAGCAGCUCCUCGAUCUCAUUCGGCGGGGUCAUGGGGAAAAAGAUCCGGACGAGGAGUUUCGCUGCCAACAUAACGAGGACCUGCAACGACAGCCACAAUUCAACGACAGCCCGCGGCUAUAAAUCGACGAAGGCUUCACAUUCGGGACAAUCAGCAGGAACAUCCACAGGCUGAGUGAGCAGUUGAUCAGCCACAGACAGGAGACACGCAAAGAGACAUCCAGAGGAUUCAUUAGACGUGUGCUGGCGUGCAUGGCUGUAUCCCGCUCACGUCGAUUCGCACACGACGAAGAACAUCUGAAGGAGAGAGACACGCACCAACAACGAUCGAUGAUGCCGUCCGUCCGUCUCCAUACCUGUUCCGGCAAGAACUGGUUGGUGAAGCGCUGAGUGAGUGAGUGAGUGAGUCAAUCAAGGAAGGAGUGACCAAAGACCGGAUGCAACGAGACCUCUUGAUCGAUCAUACACACCUGGAUGAGGUACAACUGAAUGAUGAUCGAUGGCCCAGUGGCCAAUAACAUAAUGCCUGUGUUCACCAGUUGCCCCAGAACAACUGCAUCGACACAAAACACGUACGGGAAAUCGGUGGUGACUCAGUGUGCGUGUCUCUUUCAGUCCCACAUCCAAGCGCAAAGAGCGACGCGACGACAACCAGCAGAAGGUACGCAAAGACAGCCCAUGUGCCGCGCUGAAAGAAACCUGCAGUCAGCCAUCACUGCACUCAAGAAGGCAUGGCAUGCAUUGCGUCCGCAAACCUGCACUGAAGAGGGCGACGGACUGCCUUCUUUUCUCAAUGAAGUCUUCUUUCCUCACAUGCGCCGCCCUCGGCGGCCCCGUGGAAGGCUGCAUUGCGAAAGACGCC